This is a messenger RNA of Trichobilharzia regenti, 4389 nucleotides long. The record is from the annotation of a GenBank genome assembly. Lineage: Eukaryota; Metazoa; Platyhelminthes; Trematoda; Strigeidida; Schistosomatidae.
UGUCUAUCGAUUCAUAUGUAUAUACAGAAAAACAAAGAUCAAUAAGAUUUUCUUGUUUUCUGUAAAACCAGCAUUAUAAUUUUCCUAUUUCGCCUAUCAUAUAUAUUCAUAUAUCCUAUAUAUAUAUCACAUCAUAUCAUAUCACUAGUACUUCUAUACUCCCUUCUUGAAAGACUAGAGAGACCACCAUUUCAAUAGAACAGAGUCUACGGGGGAGUGUGGAAGCAACUAAAGGGAGAAGGCGAUAAGGAAAUCUAACUCUGUAUUGUAUAUCAUAUUAUACAUAUAUAUAUGCAUAAUAAAUAUGAAAUACGCAGACAUGCAUAAAAGGAAAUUGUAAUAGUAAUAAUAAUAUUAAUACUCAUCAUAAUGACAUGCAAUAUCAUACCUAUCUAGAAUAGAACAAAGUGGACUUCAAUUCACCACUCAAAAAUACACUUGUAUACACACAGUCUACCAUAUUUAUUUAUUGAUUGAUUGAUUGGUUGAGAAGCUUAAAUGUACCUAAGGGAUCAAGGUUACCCUGUCCUAAGAAAUCUCAAAAUAUGCUAUGAUAUAUCAAUUACAAAAAAAAGUUGAGCUAAACACUGAGAUGUUGUGAAAAAAAAACAUCGAUUAAAGACACUACACAACAGUCUAUUUUAAGCAAAUGGAACUAUAAACCCUCAUGCUUUACUGUCAAGAACAUUCAUCAAGUGGAAUACACAAAUACAUCUUAUAAAUACCAUUAUUAUUAUUACUAUAAUUUACAACGAAAUGUACUCAGAAAAGUAUCGACAAUCGACGGAUGACGGUCAGGUAACAGCUGAGUCGAAAUUGUUGACUAAUCAAGAAUAUACGGCUAGUAGUGCAAAUAAUAACAAUAAUAAUACUGGUGUCUCUCAUCCGUCAAAUAAUGACAGUACAGAGGAUAAUAGAAAUAAUAGCAAUAUUAAUAAUAAUAAUAAUGAUUUUAUGAGAUCUAUUGAAGAAGGGGAUAAGUGUAGUUUGUCUGUUGGUCUAGUGAAACAGGUGGAUUCUGAUGACACAGAACUGAUGACGAACGCACCACAGAAAAGAAACUGGAAGGGGAUACUUCUCGCUUUGCUGGUUAUUGUCUUCAUAUCUUCACUUAUUCUUACAGCGAGUAUAUUGACAACACCAAAAGAGAAAAAGAUCGAUUAUGGUCUACCGCUGACAUUUUCUGACCUUGUACAAGUCAAUAAAUUGUUGAACGCAUUCAUUACACAAAGAAUAAAUGACCAUCUUAUUUAUUUAACAGAAAAACAUGAUUUAAUGAUACUGGACUCAAAUACACUGGAGGAAAGACAGCUGUUAUCCCAUCUCACUAUAAUGGAGAAAAGUGCGUUUUCGGGAAUAUUUUCAAUAGCACCAGAUUUCUCAGCAAUUGCUAUAGCAUAUGAAUUAAAAGAUCGUACACGACGUAGCGGAAGAUCAAAAUAUGAUAUUCUUCAUUUAAAUGGCUUGGAAAACGGAACUUCAGAUGAAGAACGACUUGAAAUUGGUGUCACAAAUGACGUAAUGGAGCAACCAUAUUUAGAUUUUAUUCAAUGGUCACCAAAAAGUGAUCGUUUGGCUUUUGUCUAUCGAAAGAAUGUUUAUCUUCUUGUCAAUCCAUUCGAUUUAGACAAAAAGAGAAUUAUAAAUGUAACACAUUCCUUACCACAAGAUAAUUGUUUGUAUGGAGUAUCGACGUGGCUGUAUGAAGAAGAAAUUUUUGAUACCAAUAAAGCCUUAUGGUGGAGUAAAACUGGAAAAUAUUUAGUUGUAACUGGAUUUGAUCAAAGAAAUGUUUCUACUCAUGAAAUACUUAAAUUUGAAGAUGAAAAUGAAUUAAAGGAUAAAAAUGUUAAGAUUAAAUAUCCUAUGGCUGGUGAAACAUCCCUGUAUAACAAUCCAGUUGCUACUCUCUAUUUAUUCGACAGUGAAGGACAAAACUAUCAAAUAAUUCCUCGACCACACUUGGUUCCUUGGGAUGCAUUGCUGGUGUUGACACGUUGGAUGAAUGAUGACAUUUUCAUACAUGCAUGGACAAAUCGUAUACAAAAUCGUGGCUGGAUAUGCGUCUUCAGUAGGACACUGAAUGAAAGUUGGGUUAUAUAUAAAACUGCUUAUGACAAUGGAUGGGUUAAUUUGAUGAAACAAGUUCAUGUUGAACCGUUGAUUAACGAGGAAAGACAAGAAAUGUUAAUUGUACUACCAAGAGAUUAUUCUGAAAAAGCCUACAGAGGUAUAGCUAAACUAAGAAUUCCUUUGAAACCUGAAGCUCCACAAUCACCAAAAUGGAUAGUUACACCAGAGUUUGAUGUAAGGGAUAUAUUACAUUAUGAUGGUAUCGAUGAAGUACUAUUCCUUGGAACAGGUCCAGAUCCAAAACAUUUAAAUUUAUACUGGACUUCAUUGUCAGACAGUGAAAACAUACUAUGCCUUACAUGUGAUAAUGUUAACUACACAUACAAUUUGGUAGAUGUUUUUCCCAACGGUAAAUACUUUAUACAAGAUAUACGUGGUUCAAGUGUACCGAAAACAAUGCUGAAACGGAUUGAUAGAAAUUUAUCAGCAACAGAUAAUUCAACCGUAUCAACAACAUUCAUAAAAUAUUUUGUACAAAAUGAACAAUUUGAAACAUUUGUCAAAACACAUGCACUACCGCGUAUUGAAUAUACCAAGUUGGUACUACGUCAAGGGACAAGACAUCAAAUUGAAGUGGAAGCUAAAUUACUCCUCCCACCAGAACUUGAUCCUGCACAUAUUACACAAUAUCCACUACUAUUAUACACCUAUGGAGGUCCAACAAAUCAGGUGGUCAGUACAAAAUUUGUAAUCGAUUGGAUGACAUAUAUAUCAGCAACUGCAAAAGUUAUUGUUGCUGUAGUUGAUGGUCGUGGUACAUCAGGUCGUGGAAGAGUUUAUGAGCAUUCCAUUUACAAGAAACUUGGUUUAGUUGAAGUUGAAGACCAGUUGGACAGUGUUAAAGCCUUGAUUCGACGCUAUCAUUACAUAAAUGAAAGUCAAGUCGGUGCUUACGGUUGGUCUUACGGUGGAUUCACUGUUGGCCAUCUAAUCACUAGACCAGAGAAUGAAUGGAUUCGAUGUGGGAUUUCAGUUGCUCCAGUUACAGAUUUCAGAUAUUAUUCAACUGUAUAUACUGAAAGAUACCUUGGCAGAUUUAUUAACGAUCCAGAUGCAUAUGCACGUACUGCUAUUAGAAAUGUUAAGAAUUUAGCUAACAAAGGAUAUUUACUAGUUCAUGGAACUGCUGACGAUAAUGUCCACUUGGUUAACACAGCUAGACUGAUAAAAGAUCUGAUUGCUGCAAGUGUUGAUGUCGAUGUAAUGAUUUAUCCGGAUGACAAUCAUUUCUUGUCCAAGGGAAGAAAUCUUGAACAUCUUUAUCGUAAAAUGACAAUAUUUCUACUCGACUGCUUCAAUAAAACCUCAGUUAAAUAUUCCUUGGAUUUAUCAGUUAAAGAUGAUCUGUAAAUGAGGACCAGGGUAUCUGGAGACAGAGUGAGAUAGAGCAUGGAGAAAGCAUUCAGUGACCGACCGACCGACACACAUCCAUACAAGCGGCAACUUGUCAACUUUUAAAAGAUGUUAAAACUUAAUCUCUGUUAUUUUUUAAAUUCUCUAUUUCUUCUAACUUUUUUUCCUGGUGUUUUAAAACCAUAAAAUCCCACUCAAUUAAUCUAUUUGUUUGUAUAAAACACUGUUAUUAAUUAUAAUUGUUAAAUCUUUGUUUAUAAAAUGAUAUUGAUCAUGUUGUAUGACUUGUCUGAUUGGUUAGUGGGAGACAUUUAUCCAAAAUCAGAUCAGAUCAAAUCAGAUCGGAUCAAGUGUGUGUAGAUAUUAAACAACAUUAGCUAGCCGUGAUAUACACAUAUAAAUGCAUAUAUUACUAAAUAACUAACUAACUCACUUCUCUUUCUUCCAAAGGCAGUUAUGUGAUGAUUAUUCAGUCCUUACCACUAUUAUUACUAUCGUUACUGUUAUUACUAUUAUUAUUGAUCUUUUUAUAAACUCUCACAACUAUCACACUGAAAGAAACCAAACUAAGAGACACAAAAAAGAUCGAUUGAACCGAUCCUUAUUUCAUGAUGUAUAAAAAAAUGGUCAGCAAUAUUUGGAUUGCGAUGUAGUCUUCAAUCAACGUGGAUGUCAUAUCCACACUGUCACACAUAUAUACACACUAUACAUAACUACGUAUACAUGCAUAAUUGGGAAAUUAUGUGUAAUCAUCUCAAUGUUUAGAAGUCUAUUUAGUUUCCCUUCUUCAUUUGAUUCUUCCGUUUAGUAUUUCUACGUUUUUCCAAAUUAUUUCACUUUCUUUUUUAUCAUGAUUAAUGUUAUUGCUCCUUUUUUAUAUACAUAUAUAUAUAUAUAUAUAUA